Messenger RNA from Penicillium diatomitis, 1005 nucleotides. Its product is annotated as twinfilin. NCBI's taxonomy places the organism in Eukaryota, Fungi, Ascomycota, Eurotiomycetes, Eurotiales, Aspergillaceae. The transcript has 4 exons. Gene Ontology annotation, biological process: barbed-end actin filament capping; actin filament depolymerization. The record is from RefSeq and is a predicted model, not a curated record. The coding region runs from base 1 to 1005 and encodes 334 amino acids. Gene Ontology annotation, cellular component: cytoplasm; actin filament. Gene Ontology annotation, molecular function: actin filament binding; actin monomer binding.
AUGGUCUCCUCGGAGCUGCAUGAUGCCUUCACUCGCUUCACCUCCGAUACCUCCAUUUUCUGUCUUCCUGUGACUAUUCAAGGAGAGACCCUCACUCCCUUGACCCCGAUCAAUUUUUCCGGAUCGUCCUCUAGUCCAGAUUCAUUCUACACCAGCCUGUCCCAGAUCUCCUCGAUCCUGCAGCCCAAAACCCCAAUCUACCUGCUUCUCCGUCGCCCGCUCGCUUCCAAGACCACUCUGGUCGCAUUGACCUACAUCCCCUCCAAUGCUCCCGUUCGACCCAAGAUGCUGUUCGCAUCGACCCGGUCCACGCUGGUCCGCGAGCUGGGAACUGAGAAAUUCGACGACACCGUGUUCGCCACGGAAGAAGAGGAGAUCGUCGGUCGGGAAGCCUGGGCCGAGCGCGACGGUGACAAGGCGGGCGUGGGUCGUGAGGCCCUCAUGGGAGAAAAAGAGCGAGAGCUCGAGGCUGUCCGCCGAGCUGAGGCGGAGGCUCGAAGCGGGACCCCGCAUCGAGAUAUCGGCAUCGGAGGCACUUUCGGGCCCGGCACGGGCUCUGGAAUGAGGGUUUCCAUGCCUGUUGAUGAUGCGGCCAAGUCUGCGCUGAAGGAGCUUGCAGACGGUGGUCUGGUCCAGCUGACUGUUUCACCCACAGAGACCAUCACCUUGGCCGAUAAGCAGACUGAUGUUCAGCCAGGCUCUGUCGCUGGCCACAUUUCUUCCUCCUCGCCUCGAUAUUCCUUCUACCAUUUCCCUGGCUCCGACGUCGUCAUCUUCAUUUACACCUGUCCCACAGGCUCGUCGAUCCGAGAGCGUAUGCUGCACGCCAGCUCUCGCAGAAAUGCCAUUACCAUCGCCGAAGCGGAGGGACACAAGAUCACAAAGAAGAUUGAAGCUUCAGGACCCGACGAGAUCACUGGUGAUCGACUGAAGGAAGAGGUGCAGCCGGCGCAGGAUUCAGGGCCAGCACGUGGCUUUGCCCGCCCAAGACGGCCAGGCCGGUAG